This is a messenger RNA of Strongylus vulgaris, 708 nucleotides long. The record is from the annotation of a GenBank genome assembly. Lineage: Eukaryota; Metazoa; Nematoda; Chromadorea; Rhabditida; Strongylidae.
GCAGAAGACACAAAAGAUGCAACAAAGGGCUACUUUGAUGAAGCUCAGAAGAAAGCGGCUGAGGCAAAAGAUGAAACGGCUACGAAAGUUUCAAGUUGGCAGUCUGAAGCUGAGAAGAAAGCUGAAGCUGCUAAGGAUACGGCUUCGAAAGUGGCUGAUGAUGCACAGAAGAAGGCAGCAGAAUGGAAGGAGUAUGGACAAGCGGUAGCAGAAGACGCUAAGGAAGCUGCAAAAGACACCUUGGACGAAGCUCAGAGGAAGGCAGCUGAAGCAAAAGACGAAACGGCUCAAAAAAUUUCGGGCUGGACCACUGAAGCUGAAAAGAAAGCUGAAGGAGCCAAAGACACUGCUUCGGACUGGUUGAGCAGCGCUCAGCAAAAAGCAGCUGAAAUGAAGGACCAGACUGCUGCAAAAAUGUCGGAGUGGAAGACUGAUGCUGAGAAAAAAGCUGAGGCGGCGAAAGACACUGCUGGCGAUUACUGGGGUAGCACUCAGAACAAAACAGCUGAGAUGAAGGAUUCAACUGUGCAAAAACUUUCGGACUGGACGUCCGAAGCCGAGAAAAGAGCCGAAGCUGCGAAAGACACCACUGGUAAUGUGUUGGCCAGUGCGAAGGAUACAGCAGUUGAGGCGAAAGAUAAGACUGGUGAAAAGUUGUCGGAAUUUAAAUCUGAAGCUGAAAAGAAGGCCGAAGCAGCUAAAGAUACC